AUGGAGGCUUUGAAGGUUGUUGCAUCCAUCGACCAGGGAACUCAAUCAACCAGGUGUACCAUAUAUGAUUCCUCAAUGAAGGUACUGACAAGUAGUUCGAAACAACAUAAACAAUACUACCCACAGUCAGGGUGGUGUGAACAUGACCCGAAUGAAAUCAUCGAUUCGGUCUAUUAUACCAUGAAUGAAGCAGUAAGAAAGCUUAAGGAAAAGGUGGGCAGCUUUGUAAUCGUAGGUUUGGGCAUAACCAAUCAGAGAGAAACAGUAGUAGUGUGGGAUAAAAAAACAGGAAAACCACUAUACAACGCAAUAGUAUGGCUGGAUAUAAGAGCAAGCGAAGAGGCAAACCAUAUGGUAGAAACAUUCGGGUCGGAUAGAACCUUUUAUCAAAAGACAGGACUACUAAUAAACACGUAUUUCUCAGCAUUUAAACUUAAGUGGAUGUCAAAUAAUUUAAGCUGGUUUAAAGAAUGUGUUGCAAAAGAGUCGAUAAGAUUUGGAACAAUAGAUACAUGGCUGAUAUAUAAUUUGACAGGAGAGUACCUGACGGACAUAACGAACGCCUCUAGAACGUUCCUGAUGGAUAUAAACAAGGAAAAGUGGAGUUCAGAACUGUUAAAAAUAUUCGGAUUCAGUUUCAACCUGUUGCCGGAAAUAAGACCAAACUGUUCGGAUUUUGGAACAAUCACGAAUACCAAUGUACCUGAUUUCAACGGUGUGAAGAUAUUGGGAGUAGCAGGAGACCAACAAGCGUCAUGCGUGGGACAGGGGUUAUUUGAAAAGUUGGCGACAAAAUGUACAUUUGGAACAGGAGCAUUCAUAUUAACAAACACAGGAUCCCAAAGGGUCAUGUCGUCUGGAGGAUUGUUGUGCACACCAUGUUAUAAACUAAGUGCAAACACACCAACAACAUUCGCACUAGAAGGGUCAAUAGCAAUCGCGGGAGCAGGAGUGACGUGGUUGAAGGACAUGGGAAUGAUCUCAGAGCCGUCUGAGAUAUCGGAGAUACUUUUGAAAUAUAAGUCGUCGGACGGAGUGGUAUUUGCGCCGGCGUUCAGCGGCCUGUUUGCCCCGAGGUGGAGAAGUGACGCGCGCGGAUGUAUCAUGGGAAUGACGCAACACACGGAAAGGGGGCACAUAGUGAGAGCGUACUGCGAAAGCAUAGGACUGCAGCUCUAUGAAAUCAUACACUCAUUCCUGUCGGACAUGGGAGUGUCCUCAAUACCGUACAUCAACGUGGACGGAGGACUGAGUCAAAAUUCAGAGCUGCUCCAGCUGAUAUCGGACAUAACGAACACGAAACUAGAGAAACCCGAAAUCACGGAGAUAACGUCAUACGGAGCGGCACUAUUAGCAGGGCUGGGCGCUAAGCUGUGGGACAGCUUAGACGACGUUAAGAAGUUUACGUCCAAGAACGGCACGGGAAACGUAUGGACGCCGAGUAUACCACAAGACGUAAGGUACAAGAUUGUUCAAUACUGGAACAUGGGAAUUGAAAGGUCGCUGCUGUGGCAGAUCUAA
Theileria orientalis strain Shintoku is the source of this 1521-nucleotide messenger RNA. Its product is annotated as glycerol kinase. Gene Ontology annotation, molecular function: glycerol kinase activity. Bases 1 to 1521 code for a protein of 506 amino acids. The record is from RefSeq and is a predicted model, not a curated record. The transcript is spliced from 5 exons. NCBI's taxonomy places the organism in Eukaryota, Apicomplexa, Aconoidasida, Piroplasmida, Theileriidae. Gene Ontology annotation, cellular component: mitochondrion. Gene Ontology annotation, biological process: glycerol-3-phosphate biosynthetic process; glycerol metabolic process; triglyceride metabolic process.